AUGGGAGAAGAUUCUGAAGCUAAAACUUUACAGAAUGUCAAGAAUCGCUUGCAAUUCUUCUUUUCGGAUGCCAAUGUUCGUCAAGAUCGAUUUAUUCGAAAGUUGUUGAUGGACAAGGAGGGCGAACACAAAGGAAAGGUUCCAAUUGAGUCUCUAUUGCGCUUCAACACUAUUAAAACACAUACAGAAAAGGCCGAAGUACUUGUCAAAGCUGCUAAGGAACUUGAGGAAAUAUUGGAAUUUGAUGAAGGAGCUGCUGCAAUCGGCCGAAAGGUGGAAUUCACAUCGGAUAUGAUGGAUGGACACAUUCCAAAGUCUCUUCAAGUCAUGAAUUUACCAGUUGCAAAAAGUGACGGAGAGAGUGCAAAGUAUGAUUGUACUGUAGAUGACGUGAAGGACGUAUUUCAAAAGUACGGAGAAGUGGCCCUUGUCAAGUUGAGAUUUUCUGGCUACAAGAAGCCACGAGAUGCUGACGGUUCUGCCAUGAUUGAAUUUACCACUAAGGAGGGCUUGGAAAAGGCUGCAGAGGCCACAUUGACAGUCAAGGAGAAGGCUGAUGUCGAGCCAAAAGAAAAAGUUACUGUCAAGGAUUCCACAUUGAAGGUUAUGCUUCUUUCCGAGUUCCUAGAAGAGAACAAUAGUAAUCGAAAGCAACGGGACAACAAGCGCGACAGAAAUGAUGGAAAAGAAGAAAACGAACCACGUACUUUCAAAUUCGACUGGAAGCCGGGAUGUGUCGUCAAGAUUAAAGGGCUGCCCGAGGGAAUUAAUCGAGAAGCAAUUCUGGAUUCCAUUGCGUUGCACUUGGACAUUUCUGUGACCGAAGUUAAGAAUCAAAAGAUCUAUGCCGAUUUUUCGAUUGGCCAAACCGAAGGAGCUGUUCGAUUCCUGGAACCCGCCGAUCACGUGAAGGAACUAGCAACCAAAUUGAAGAGUGGCGAUUUGCAAAUCUCUGGGUCCAAGGUAGAAGAUGCCUUUAUGCUUGAAGGAGACGAAGAAAAGAAAUACUAUGAAGACUUUAUCGCCUUCAAGAAUAAACAAAUACGCAAUCAUGACGAGAAACAGCGUUCUCGAAAGAAGGGACGAUUUGGAGGUCGAGGUCGUGGUCGUCGAAACUAA
This is a messenger RNA of Cylindrotheca closterium, 1119 nucleotides long. Lineage: Eukaryota; Bacillariophyta; Bacillariophyceae; Bacillariales; Bacillariaceae. The record is from the annotation of a GenBank genome assembly.